This is a messenger RNA of Desarmillaria tabescens, 822 nucleotides long. RefSeq lists its product as uncharacterized. NCBI's taxonomy places the organism in Eukaryota, Fungi, Basidiomycota, Agaricomycetes, Agaricales, Physalacriaceae. Bases 16 to 603 code for a protein of 195 amino acids. The record is from RefSeq and is a predicted model, not a curated record. The transcript has 11 exons.
AUCAUUGCUACCCAGAUGUAUAUGUAUCUGAACGCGUACAGGAAAGAUCGUUUAUGGAUGAAGAUCUUCAUUGUUGUCCUCUUUAUCGCAAAUGUAGCAAACACGGUUUUCCUGUGUCAAUUCCUGUAUACAUCUCUUAUCCUCAAUUUCGGCAACGACGCGUAUCUGGCUAGAGCGGACUGGGUUUUCGCUACAGAUCCUGCGCUUACAGGCAUCAUUGCGGGAAUGGUCCAAUUAUUCUUUGCGUGGAGAGUCAAGGUCCUCACCAACAACCUCUGGCUUGUAACAGUUGUAGCAGCGUGCGCCCUGGCUGGGACUGGCGCCGCCAUCGCAACCUCAUUUGAAGUAGGCAGAACUCCCGAGUUCGUAGAAUUUCGAAACUUCAAGGUCGUCGUCAUCAUCUGGCUGGCAGCUGAAUGUCUAUCUGACAUUCUCAUCUCCGGGAUCCUUGUCUGGCAACUGAAAAGACGCAAGACUGGAUUUCAGAGCACCGAUGAACUCGUUGAUCGAAUAAUCCGACUGACUGUUCAAACCGGUCUUAUCACGUCCAUCUGUGCCAUUAUAGAUCUAGCUCUCUUCCUUUCAGACCCCACCGGAACGUGAGUGCCCUUAAUGUCUUCUGCUUCUCUCAAAGAAGGUUUGAAUCUACUCAAAUGGGCACAUUUAUACAGGCACCUUAUCUUCAAUUUUCCUCUGUCCAAGCUCUACACAAAUACGAUGAUGAGCACAUUGAACUCGCGACGUGGAUGGGAUUUCAGUGAUCAGGAAUCUACUUCGCAUACUCACACCACCAGUGGUAUUGUUAGAGAGCGAGGGAAAAAG